This is a messenger RNA of Leopardus geoffroyi (Geoffroy's cat), 11946 nucleotides long. It is a transcript of the gene HOXD4, whose product is annotated as homeobox D4. The record is from RefSeq and is a predicted model, not a curated record. Gene Ontology annotation, cellular component: nucleus. The coding region runs from base 7977 to 8750 and encodes 257 amino acids. The transcript has 2 exons. Gene Ontology annotation, biological process: regulation of transcription by RNA polymerase II; anterior/posterior pattern specification; embryonic skeletal system morphogenesis. Lineage: Eukaryota; Metazoa; Chordata; Mammalia; Carnivora; Felidae. Gene Ontology annotation, molecular function: RNA polymerase II cis-regulatory region sequence-specific DNA binding; DNA-binding transcription factor activity, RNA polymerase II-specific.
CACACACACACACACUCUCUCUCUCUCUCUCUCUCGCUCGGUCGCUCAAAAAUAAACAUAAAAAAAAAGAGGAGUGCUCAACAAUACCUCUGGGCAAGAGGCCUCUUAAAAGUCAAUGUCAGAAUAUUCUUUCCUGGAGCCACAUAGCAAGGACCGUUAGGGUGGGCAGAGGGUAGGCCUCAUUACAUUUGGACUAUAGCUGACACCUGCUGGUGCGCCUUCACUUUCUCCUCCUUCCUGGAAAAGCUGCUCUGGCUUCUAGGUUGGUGGAGUCCUACACGGGACCCUACCUCAUGGGAGCUCUCUGGGCAGGAAUUCCCAGGACUGGCUCUUUCUAGCCAAAUGGGGAGGGGUAGUGCCCAGAGUCCCACUUUCCCCCAAAACUAAUUCCUUACAAGUUGUAAAGAAGGCUUCAACCUCUCCUUCCCCACCUCUUCUUCCGUUACCAGCACCAACACCACCAUUGAAACUCCUUGAGAAAACUCCAGCAAACUGGCCCAAGUUAGUAUGUUGUUACCCCUGAUGCUCAGUCUUUUUAUUAGAUCAAGUUUGUCCUUCCCUGUCCCCACUCUCUCAUUCAUUCACAGACGCCCGGGACACUGGGGGCCCUGGGGCAAGCAAAGACAGUAGGAAGGUGGACACUCUCUCCCUAAUCAUGUUCCUGGCUGCUCUAAGAUUAGAAAGUAAUUGAAGAUGUCUGCCUUAAUGUCUUCCUUUCCUCCUUUUCUGUAUGCAUAGCUAGUUACUUUCCUGUUAUUAUCUAAAUAUACAGAGUAGUCUGUGUCAUUUUAUUAAUCUUCCUGUGUAAGCCGCAGUAAAGACUGCAAGCCCAGUCACCAUCCUUCAUUACCAUUCAUUCAGAAAAUAUCUACUGAGCCCGGAUUAGGCGCCCGGCAUUGUUUCAACCACCUCCUCAGCCUGGUCUCCUCCUUAUAUCCCACCCCCCAUGAAAAGCUCAUCACAAUUGCCUGGAAAGUCAUAUAUCCUUUGAUUAAUUCUGUUUUAUUAACCUAAGGAGAAAUAAACCUUUUCUCAACCUCUCAAAUUCUAAUUAUUUUUUUACAGUGGAUUAACUGGGACUUAUUUUGAAACUGCUCACCUAGUCCUAACAGAAUCAGAAAUCAGUUUUUAAAGGGUCGAUCUUUGCUCAUACUUUAAAGACAGAUGCUACCAACUGUAAAAGAAAAAGGUCGUCCUGAGUGGCUAAUGGGGGAGGAGGGGGAGAAAAAAUGUCCUACGGUAGGUAGGUCGGAGCUAACAGCUCCUGCUUUCUAGCUAAUGAAAGUCAAACCAGGAAAUGGGUUUAGAAAUACACAGCGAAUGGGUAGAAAUUAGGAUGCAAAGAGAUCUUUGUAGAGAGGGGUUUCUUUCAGGGGCUUGGUUGGACUUGCUGAUGAGAGCUUUUGCAACUGAAGUUGACUUAGAAAUCAUAUGUGUGUGGGCUUUACAAACCUACACAUAACACCUAUGCUUUUUUAACCAGAAUAGUCAAAAACACACGUAUUUUCACACUGUUUGGUGGAAACUCUGGCGGGCUAUGGAAGGGUGCUGGGGUCACUUCUCGUUUUAUUUACCCCCCUUGGUAGGAGCUGGGGGCAUCUUUCCCACCCCCACCUUGCCCAGCACAGAAUGUCACAUCCUCCUGGAGAGCAGCGCUCAGGCCCAAGCUCCUUUUCUGGGCUUUCUCAGCAGGAAAGUGCACUCCCUCCUCCUCUCUUAGGCUCUCCCUCCAGUGGGAGUGGCGGCGGCGUGGGGGUGUAGCUUUGUGCUCAGGUUUGGGCUCAGGGACUCUGAGCCCUGUGGGAGUAGGGACAUCUGACUUCCUGGGCUUGGGUUCCUUGAGAGCCUCAUUUGCUUCCUCACACCCUGUCCCCUUCACACCAGGGCUGUUUUAUUGUUUUAUAACCUUCUUUAGAGCUUCAGUUGCCAAAGAUUCCGAUGGGGCUAUUCUCCAGUUUCUCACUUUACCAAACCCCAAGUCUUGCUGUUUUAAGCAGUUUGGUCACUUGCAAAGGCUCCCCUUUCAGAUCUAAGCAAAUUAUAGAAACCUCUAGGCAUGUGGCUACCUUCACCUUUCUCACUGAGUCCAUCCACAACAAUACAGAUCCAAGUGUUAACUCCAACUGCCCCCCACAAGCCCACCCAGCCUCUCCCUCACCACCCUUUUUCUGUUGAAGUUUGAACAAAAUCUCAAAUAACUUCUGGUAUAAACAAGUAAGAUGUAACCUUUGAUUUUCCUCUUUAUUUACCACAUCUAGAGCUAGAAAAUGAUUGAAAUAAAGGAGCUGAUGGUACUCACAGUGAAUGCAGCCAAAGAAUCAUAAGACAUGCCCACCAACCAGUCUUUUCGAAAUAGCACUAUCUCCCAACUUAAACAGACUUCUCUGAAAAGAUGCUAUUUGAAAAGCCCAGGGUAUUGAUAUGAAUAUGACCCCCCUUGCAUCCUGAAUAUUUGGAACUAUUUAAGUGUGAGAGAACAGUUUCAGUGAACCUUUAUUUAGUGAAUAAAAGUUUAAAGCCGAAGGUUAUUUAUGGUUGUGCAGAGAUGAGACCUGAGUGGCUAUUUACGAGCACGUGAUUCCAAUAAACUUUGUUUUAUGGCUUGAGAGUUGACAAGCCAAAAUAUAAUUCCCACCAUAAAUUAGGUUAAGAGCAUACAAGUGCAGAUGCUUGGUUCUUGGAGCAGCGAUAGGGAAGUGAGAGGCUCCAGCUAGCGCCAGGCUCAGAAGGAGACAGUUCGACUCCCAGUUCCCCUGCCCACUGGGAGAAAAAAACAGUAAGUCACUUACUACUUUUUCCAGGACAACUCCAGAGCUGGGGGAUUUCUCUGCCUUGUCUUUUCUGCCUGGGGUGAGGAGAAGUCCCAUCGAAAUUAAUGUUCAUUUUAGCCUAAACCUAAAUUAACAAAUAGAAUGGGACUCCUGGGCUCUUCCCCUCCCUUCGGGACAUAGAAAGAAAGUUAGGAACUGAGGGUUCCUACCUCACAAAAGGGACUGACUUACUGUCUCUCUCUCUUCCUCAUAAUGGAGCAUCUGCUUCAGACGGGAAUGAAACUGUGGUAGUCUAGGUGGAGAGAGUGGCGGGGGGGAGGGAGAGAGAGAGAGAAAGGAUAAGGAUGGAGAUGGCUUUGCCUCUGAGAUUUCUCAGAGAAGACUGCCAUCAUAGAAGGGAUGAAAACUUAAAGCUGGACACCAGCCCCUGUGAGGAUCACCGCUUUGCUUUGUGGGCUCUCCAGAAGCAAUACUGACAAAAUACUGCCCGGUCCAUAGAGCUGCAUAACAAUCUAAAGCAUUGCCAUUUACCUUCAAACCCAUCGAUUUUCCUCCUCCUUCGUUAUCAUUUGAAUCCUCAUUUCCCUUGGAAAUUGCUCUUUGUUUUGAAUUGGAGCAGGAGUGGGAAGGCAAGUCCCAGUCAUGCCUGGUCCUUCUUUGGGAAGGAGAAGACAGGUUUGGGGGGCGCUAGUUGGGGCUGAGGAAUUUGAAACUAAUCUGAAACUGGCAAAAGGGGUUGAAUUGCUCCCAGCGCGAGGCAGACAGGGCGCUGGGGCAGGGGACAGAUGCAGCGGCUGCCCCCUCCCCAGUGGACUUGCGCCCACCCGGCUGAUUGUGCAGAAGGAAAAACACAAAGGCCCAUUUUCUCCUCGCUUCCCGUUUUCCCACUGGGGAAACCCUGUUACAGGCAGCCCGAGUCUGGCCAAGCAACCAGUAAGGUUUUGCCCAAGGGUGCAUGGAGUGGGGGAGGUGUUGGGGACCAUACUCUGCUACUCCCCGGGUCUGCCCUUGAGGACUGCGGUCUCCCGCUCCGCUCCGCAGAGAACUUGGCGCAGUUCCUGGGGGCGGCACCCGAAGCAGGGAGGUCUGGGUAUUGGUGGGGUGUCUGGGCCUUGUCAUUUUUCUGUGUAUCCUCUACCUCUGCUUCAUUAUCCUGUGGAAUUUAAGUGACCCCCGUUUUCAUUGCAACAGGUUCGGGACCAUGAGAGGCUGCGGCUGUAAGUACCUUCCCGUUUCUUCCGAAAUGCGAAGAGGCGGUAUUGAUAACUGGGGAGGUGUCGGCAGAAGGGCCGCGCCAGAAGAGUGGGCGGGUGGAAGAAGGGCCCUGACUGCCCUGGCCGGGCGGUGCAAGGGAAGCUCUCUCCGGGGUUGGAGGCUCUAAGUUGAUUGAGCUCCUGGAUGGAUUUUCUGGGGCCUAGUUCACAGUCACCUAUCCAAGAGAGCACACCGCAGGCUCUCACCCUUGUCUCCUUGGGCCUCUCUGGACCUUCUGGGCCUCCCCGGGCCUCCCCAGCUCGCACAGGUGCAGCUCCGCAGCAGCCUAUGCUUCUGUUAGGAGCUUGCAGCUAAUUAGCAGCCCGCUCUAUUAACAAGUUGCGGCGAGCAUCGCUUUCUGCUCGAACCAACCUGCUAAACACCAAAGCAAUGCGAUUCUCUUCCGCCCCCCCCAGCCUAGCUUAACCCGUUCCAGCCUGGCGCAGUCUUCUCUUUUCUUCUUUUGUUUUUAAUAAAAAGACGAAGGAAAGAAAGAAAAACGUAACCCUCUAUGGCUCCGGGUGUGUGCAGUUGGCCCGCUUCCGGGAAGGAAGGGCUGCGAAUUCUGAGCUGUAAGUGGAAAAUCCCUCCUCGCCCCUCCCCCGGCCACAGCUCCAGACGUUUGGGCUGUGGGCUGGGGACACGGGCUGAGCAAGGAGGGAGAGAUACGAAGCUUCUGGUUCACUUCUGCUUCUCUGUAACUGCAAUUCGAGAAUUUUCGCGCCAGAGCCGCUAGUGUUGCAAGCAAACGUGGUUUUGGUGGUGGUAGUAGUGGUAGGGUUGCGGUGGGGGCAGAGAUUCUUGGGGUCCUGGGCUCAGAACUUUGGAUCUUUCUGAGUUGCAUGUGCGGCGGAAGACAGGUACAUUUCUGAGGAGGCCUGUGGGGUCUCCAGGAAGACUGGAGAACCAAGGAAAAGAUAGUGACCCUUCCCUUACUGCAAAAUGGAGAUGACUUUAUUUUAAUGGGAGGUGGAAUGAAGGAAGGCGGUAGGAGCCAGGCACCCAUCCUCUCUGGUGAGACACCCUCUCCUCAGGGUGGAAGAAACUGGUGCUUGGCUCUGGGCCAGGUUUCUUUGCCUUCCAGGAUGGGCAGCCUAGUUGACUUCCCGGGGGCUGUGUUCAUACCCAGGAGUGGAGAUACCGCCCAGUUCAUAAUUCCUCUCUAUUAAUCAGGCUGGCUUAAGUGAAACUGACUCUGGGCUCCAGGCUGGAAAAUCUGGUGUCCCCAGGACACCCUGGUUUUGCCCCCUUCCUGCUGCUGCCCCUGCUCUGGGUGCUUAUCUCUGCCAGGGCUCUUCGCUUGCAAACCCAUUCGGCACCCUGUAGCUGAACACAGCACAAAAAGCCCGAGAGAUCAAAAGCAUUUGUAUGGGCAGUUGAGCGGGAGGUGAAUAUUUAACGCUUUUGUUCAUCAAUAACUCGUUGGCUUUGACCUGUCUGAACAAGUGGAGCAAUAAGGUGAAAUGCAGGUCACAGCGUCUAACAAAUAUGAAAAUGUGUACCCUUACCCGGGUCCCCACCCGGCCCAGCAGGCUCCCCCAAUUUGUCUGGAUAAAGCCUAGGCCCAGUGUCCCCAGGCAGGUGGGUAUGUGGGAGCACUCGGCAUUAGGGGCAGUUGGGGGGAACCACCUCCUUCAACAAGGAAAUUUGGCUUGGGGCAGCCUCAGACUCUGGUUAGAAUUGGCACCCAGGAAAUCCCUACAAAAUAGCCACAGCACUGGAACCAAAGGAUGGGGGGUGGGGUGGGGAGCAUGCAAAGUGCAGAGUAGAAGCAGGCAGCCAAUUUUGCCAGGCUGAGAGGCAGAAAGGCGUUUCUCUGCUCUACCCCACCAGAUGAAGGCUGAGGCUGAAACUAAUUUUUGAAUCACAAGGAGGAAAUUAAAACAAUCAAAAAAAUUUUUUUCUAGCACCUCUGGCCUAUGCUCACAGAUCCAAAAGCCGGACUUGAGCCCGGGGCAUCCUUCUGCCCCUGAAAUCCAUCCCGGCCCUGAGUGAGUCUGUGUUCUUGGUGCCCUAAACCGAGGGGUGAGCCCUAGACAGCGCUGAGGCACUGGGGCGGGCGGGUGCAACUCAUGAACUUUUGUACUCUUGUGUGCUGCUGUCGGCAAAGCAAAAAUAAUGAAACUUUGUGAUAUGUUUGUAAAUGAUUUCGAAUGACCCCUCGCCCUGCCCUUCACCAUUAGCACGCCGACCCCAGCCCAGGGCAGCUUGGUGCCUGCAAGCAGUGCCUGCCGCAGGGUCUGCAGCUCAGGACGGAGAGGCCAGCCCGGCACAGGGCCCAGGAAGGUAAAUGCAAGACCUCUUGGGGAACUAGCUUGGUCAGCCAACCUGGCUUGCCCCUGCACUGGGAAGAAGAAUGGGCAGAGGAUAUUCUCCUCUUGCAUCUUUUCUCCUGCCACUAAGGGCAUUUGCUCCUUUCUGGAAAAUACCACUUGAUAAGGGGGAGGGGGUGGAUCUAGAGAGGAGGGUAAUAAAGCCCCCAUUUCUGGGAUGGAUUAUUUUUUCUUCUUUUCUUUCUUUCUUAAGAAGAGUGUCCUGUCUCCUUGGCUGCUCGGUAACUCCGGCCCUGGUGCAAGGAUGGGGAACUCGUUGCUGCAAAUUGUCACCGAGCUCUUCAAGCUACCUGAACCCUCUCUGAAAGUGCGAGUGGCUGCGUCGGGCCGGUGAUGGCUCCGAGGAAGAGGCCGGGGCUGGCAGCGGUCUGGGUACCCACUCUAGGUGAAACCCGGAGGUAGUAACGUUGUCUAUAUAUACCCUGUAGAACCGAAUUUGUGUGGUAUCCACAUAGUCACAGAUUCGAUUCUAGGGGAAUAUAUGGUCGAUGCAAAAACUUCAUGUUUCUCCGAAAUAGCCAUAGUCGGAAGCUGAGGCCAGAGGCAGCCGGGUGCGGGUCAGUUUCCUUUCUGUUUUAUUACCUUAGACUCCAGGAAGAUGGACUGAGCCUGCUGACACGGGGGGAGCCUUUUCCCCGAAGCCCCUCACGUUUAAACAGAGGUUCCCCUGUAAACCCUUAAUUGGUUGCAUGAAUGCAGGGCCAAAGGGCUAGCUUUUGGGGAACUGGGGAGCAAGGUGGAAAGCCAGGUAGCCCCAGCCCCAACUCUGCCCUCAAGGAGCAUGAAGUGAGGUCAGAAGGUGCCCAGUGAGGAGGCUCACAGAUCGUUGACUGCCACGUGGGAAAAGGGAGUGCAGGGUCCUUUGGAGCCUAUCUGGGUGAGGUGGGGGUGCCAUCCUCACCUUCCAGACCCACCCCUCAGCUCUAUGAGCUGGGUGGAGGGCAGUCUUGCCAUACCUGUAAGACCGACUUUGGCUAAAAGCACUCCAUCCUGGGCACUCACAGCAAGCUUGGCAGUUACUCAUCGCCUGAUUUGAUUCGGGCCCGCCAGACUGUUGUAACUUUUGGGUGACCCUGAGGAAGACAAAGCCGGGACUCGGCCUUUGUAUGGCAGAGUCCCCGUUCCCGCGGGCGGGAGCCCUGCCUGCCUGGGGUACUCUGCCCAACUCAGAGGCUGCCUCACCCACCGGCCUUCUGGCAUUCUGCAGCCUGACAGAGUUGGGGUUUCAUUCCCCCUUGAACUGUACCCAUUUUGGGGGGCUGUGUUUCAGCGGGGGUGAGUGGAGAGGACACUGGAGGUUAACAAAGUCAGUGGCAGACAAAAGCUGGGAUUACCUGCCAGGAAUGAGGGUGCGGGGAAUUGGAGAACUACACUAACAUCUGGCGGGGGCCCUCAAAUGUGCCAUGGCGAGUCACUUGAUUACACGUAUGUUAUUUAGUUAAAUUUGUGAAAAUUAUGAGAUGCUCACCAACCCGGUGAUAAACUCGCUUCCUCGCUAUUGGCUGGCUUGGUCACAUGGCCGCCAACUUUAUUCAGUUGACAGCAAGUAGGAGGGCCCUAUGGAAGGAGAAAAAAAGACAACACGAGAAAAAUUAGUAUUUUCUACCUUCUGAAAUUAAUGGCCAUGAGUUCGUAUAUGGUGAACUCCAAGUAUGUGGACCCCAAGUUCCCUCCGUGCGAAGAAUAUUUGCAGGGCAGCUACCUAGGCGAGCAGGGCGCCGACUACUACAGCGGAGGCGUGCAGGGUGCAGACUUCCAGCCCCCGGGGCUCUACCCACGGCCCGACUUCGGUGAGCAGACCUUCGGAGGCGGCGGGCCCGGGCCCGGCUCGGCGCUACCCACGCGGGGUCACGGGCAAGAACCCGGCGGCCCCGGCGGCCACUACGGAGCCCCAGGAGAGCCGUGCCCCGCGCCCCCGGCGCCGCCGCCCGCGCCUCUGCCCAGCGCCAGGGCCUGCAGCCAGCCGGGCGGCCCCAAGCAGCCGCCCCCCGGGACGGCACUCAAGCAGCCCGCGGUGGUCUACCCAUGGAUGAAGAAGGUGCACGUGAAUUCGGUGAACCCCAACUACACUGGCGGGGAGCCCAAGCGGUCUCGGACGGCCUACACCCGGCAGCAAGUCCUAGAACUGGAAAAAGAAUUUCAUUUUAACAGGUAUCUGACCCGGCGCCGUCGGAUUGAAAUUGCUCACACCCUGUGUCUCUCUGAGCGCCAGAUCAAGAUCUGGUUCCAGAACCGGAGGAUGAAGUGGAAAAAAGACCACAAGCUGCCCAACACCAAAGGCAGGUCCUCGUCCUCCUCCUCUUCCUCCUCCUCCUGCUCCUCCUCAGCUGCCCCAGGCCAGCAUUUGCAGCAGCUGGCCAAGGACCACCACACGGACCUGACGACCUUGUAGAAGUGGGGACCCUGGGCCCAUUCCUCCCUGCGCUCCCGGCUGAGCCGAAGCUGCGGGGGCAGGCCAGGCUUGCUGUCACCUCCCUGGGCUCUAAGGUACUGUGGGGUGGACCUGGGAUAUGCAGGCCGCCCUCGGACUAGGUUAGCAUCCUGCCCGAGGGCAGCCCCCUCCCUGAAGCGGGAUGGGGGUGGGAGGGGGGCGGGAUUCUCUCUCUAAGUAUAUUAUCAUAUGGCAGGAGCUACUGAGAACAUAAACCUUGGCGAGUCAUUAAACUUAUGAAAAUCUCUGCUGUUGGAUUUUGAAUUUGCAAAUGAAGGUUGGAUGCUUUAUCCCAGUGUGAAUUUGAACAUCCUCCCCCACCCCACCCCUCCAGGGAUCUUGGUGGCUUAAUAAAGUGGGGGAGUUGAGGCAGCAGGUUGGCCAUCCCUGUGCUAGGUGCUUUCAGUGGAAACAGGAAAGCUGGGCCAGGAUUUCUGAACUUUCUGGGUUAUCUGUAUAAUUUCCGGUGUGAAAAAAAUAUUUUGCUCCCGGUGGCCCCAUGCCCAAAGAAAUGAGUCUAAGAAGGAAGUGGAAAUGGGUUGGGUUAUUUUAUGUUUAGAUUAUAUUUGCUUAAAUAUUUAUUUGUUGGGGGAUGGGGGACAGAAAUAACUGACAUCUUAAUGCCAAAAAUCUUAAGAAGGUGAAAGGGGCUGAGUUUCAGGGAGAAGAAUCAGAGAUGUGUGGACUAACUUCUGGCUCUAACCGGCAUUUUGAACUCCACCCCUCCCCACUCCCCGGAAAUGUGUGUAGGGGGCCCUUAACCCUUUUAGAGGGAAGCAAAGGGUCCACUCAAAGUUGAGUUCUUGAAAAUAUAUUUCCACAUGUGCUUUUUUCAGCACUGUGCUUACAACUAGUUCUGGGUGAUUAAAGGAAAGGGAAAAGAGAAAGAAACAAAUGGUCCAACAUUUUCCUUCUGGGGAAAGAAAACAACACCUCUAUGUUCUGGGUCAUUAGAUAGUGACUGAAUUUUCUAUUCCAACUGGAUUCCAAAUGCUGGAUUCCAAAUAACCCAUGUAGCAGUAUUUUAUAGGAAUUGGUGUACGGCCUAUAUGGGAGAGGGGGUGUGUGGUGGGGAGAAAGUGGGAAGGUGGGGAAAUCUUGCUGUAAAAAAGAAAGAGAAAACUAAUUGAAUCUAGAAGCCCACAAAAGUUGGUCUUAGGGUUUUUUUCCCUGAAGUUUUUUUUAUUUUUUAAACAAGUGUAAGGAAGUUUUUCUCAACCCAUUGAUUAGAAGCAGAGAUUGUAAAAGUAUAAAAGUUUUAGGCCCUCCUCCUUGCCUUAAGAAUAGUGGUUUCAUAACAAUCACUCUCAAACAACAGAGGAGUGAUGUUCUUUAGUCAUUUUUCUUAUGCCUUGCCUGAGGAUUCAGGGCUCAUUUUUCUAAAAUGCUGACCCUUAAGGCUAAGGGGUGGGGGUGGGGGGGGGAAGAGUCAAAGGGAAUGGCCAGAGUUCAUAUACUCAAAUGAAACAGACUUUGGAAGUUUAAACCCCAAAGCUGUGGGCUCCAAAAAGAAACCCCUGGUUGUAGCUACCAAAAAGUGACAAAAGAGGGGAGGGAAAAAGGAUGAGCUUGAAAGAGAGAUUAAGAAUUGGAGCUAUUUUUUUUUUCAGUGCUUCAGAAUGCUUUAUAAAGUUCAGAGAUAAUUUUUAAAAUAUAUUUAAGUGGAGGGAGAAGAAAAAAAGACUUUUUCUGCACGCAUGUUCUUUGGUGUCUCCUGAGAGCUGAGAGCAGGUAUUCACUGGAGUCCCUAGGCUGAAAUUCCACUUCUCUAAAGUAUCUUCCAAGCCUUGGUCUUUUGUAUUAGACCCUGGGGACAGCUCUUUGUUCCUCCUUGGGGUGAGCCUGGCUCUCAGACUUGCACAUGGCAAUACUUGAAUAUCGCCACGUCGGGAUAUUAAAGAUGGAUAUUCCUGCAUUAUUCGCAUCAUUGUUUCUAUGACAAAAAGCAAAGAGUUCAUACAUAGUCAAGACGUCUUUUUUCUGACGCCCUCACGUUGAGAAGCUGAAAAGGUAUUUUACUGAAGUUCGGCUAAAUUACAGAAUCAGGUUCAUCCAGAGGACAAAUUUUCUAUUCGAUUAGCUGUAUUUCAGCCGGGAGGACUGACCUCUAAACCCUUAACCUUUUGGACUCUAACUACCCUUCUCUUCUUUUUUUCCCCCUCUAAUGGGGAGAGCAGUCUUUGGAUGUAGCAUUUGAAAAGAGCCGCUAUCGUUAGAGGCAAGUUGGAAAGUUGCUAAGAUUCUUUCCUAAAGCCCAAAUCUGUGAAUUUAUUGAACCUUCUUCUUGGGAGGGGGGAAAAGUAUAUAUUUUCACGACACCCAACUACAUAUAUAUUAUAAAGAUUAUUAUAUAGAUUUCCCCAUUCCCAGAAGUUCAGGUUAUCUACCCCAGCUUCAGACCAAAUGCCAAAACUGCUUCACUGACUUCACCCAUGUCCCAGAGGAAAGCCAAGAGGCAUGUUUUGAUGAAGAAAACCCACCUUCUUCUCAAACAUAGCUUCACUACUUUGAAAAGUAACUUAAUCAGAGAAACAACUUCUUUGUUUAUAAGUCUCAGUUCUCCUCAGUUUCCAGGGAUUGUCUUUUGAAAUGUUAAUGGAGCUUGGAUGGCCCAGGGGGCAGUCCUCAACCCUGUGGUCCCAAUCGGACCCCAGCGUCCAUUUGGGCCCACAGGAGUGGGGCAGGGGAGAAGCAGCAGCACCGCCCCCCUCCCUUCUCAAAACCACCUAGGGCAGGGAAGGAAAUGAGUUUCCAUCUGGGAACAUACUCUGGAGAAACCUAGAUGUGGAAAGGCUCAGUGCCCAUUUGCUUUCAUUUGUUUCCAGUUUGUUCCCCCAAAUAUGAGCCAGAAGUGUUUGUUUUGGUGGUGUUGUUUUUUUUUAAGCUGUGUUGGGGUCGUGACUGGGGAGGAGUGAAGUGUUUACCGAGGACAUUGCUCCUCAGACUCCCAUCUCACUUUGUCCAUUGCAGCCUUUUGUUGGGAGAUGACAUUGUCUGUCAGCCCCAUGGUGUCUGUUCACACAGGAUGCUUUUUUAAUAGAAUUGACCAAUGUUCUGCUGCCACUGAUUAAAGUAUUAUUUAUACUAAUUGUUGCCUGUAGUUUUGAUGUAAUUCAUUGAUCUAUAUUUGAAAUAAUAAAAGGUGUAGCGAAACUUC